Felis catus (domestic cat) is the source of this 1539-nucleotide messenger RNA. RefSeq names its product phosphatidylinositol glycan anchor biosynthesis class L (gene PIGL). Gene Ontology annotation, cellular component: endoplasmic reticulum. Gene Ontology annotation, biological process: GPI anchor biosynthetic process. NCBI's taxonomy places the organism in Eukaryota, Metazoa, Chordata, Mammalia, Carnivora, Felidae. Gene Ontology annotation, molecular function: N-acetylglucosaminylphosphatidylinositol deacetylase activity. The transcript has 7 exons. The record is from RefSeq and is a predicted model, not a curated record. The coding region runs from base 297 to 1055 and encodes 252 amino acids.
CUUUCUAAACCCAAGGCACUGUAAGGACAAGGGUAGAAAACUAGACGGCAAGGGGUUUGUCUUUGAAAUCGAGAAGGCAAAAAGGCGUCGUAGAUGCUGCACAAAGUAGAGAGAAGUAGAUAAAGAAGGGUUGUGGGGCGUCCUUGUAAAACCCCAGCAGGAACCCAACGUCUAAAACCUCUGGCCGGCAACGCGGACUUAAACUCGGAACGCAAUUUCGGCAAGCGCAGUUUUCCCGCCGGAGCUCGGGUCUGAGCAGUCUUCCUCCUGCGCAGGCGCGGUACCACUUACGGAGCAUGGAAGCGGUGGCUUUUCUGUGCUUAGCAGCGGCGGUCCUAGGAUGGGGCUUCCUCUGGGUUUGGGACUCUUGGGAACGCAUGAAGGGUCAGAAGCCGGCUGGCUUGCCGGGAGAUGGAAGCAGGACCCUCCUGGUGAUCGCGCACCCCGACGAUGAAGCCAUGUUCUUUGCUCCCACUGUGCUAGGCUUGGCCCGCCUGAGGCACCGGCUGUCUUUGCUCUGCUUCUCUGCAGGAAAUUACUACAAUCAAGGGGAGAUUCGUAAGAAAGAACUUUUGCAGAGCUGUGAUGUUUUGGGGAUUCCACCCUCCAGUAUAAUGAUUAUUGACAACAGGGAUUUCCCAGAUGACCCAGGUGUGCAGUGGGACACAGAGCAUGUGGCUAGCACCCUCCUCCAGCACAUAGAAGUGAACAGCAUCAACCUGGUGGUGACUUUCGACGCAGGGGGAGUGAGUGGCCACAGCAACCACGUUGCUCUAUAUGCGGCCGUGAGGACCCUGCAUUCAGAAGGGAAGUUACCUAAAGGGUGUUCCGUGCUCACACUUCAGUCAGUGAAUGUGUUACGCAAGUAUAUCUCCCUCCUGGACCUGCCUUUUACUCUGCUUCAGACCCGGGAUGUCCUCUUCAUGCUCACCAGCAAAGAAGUGGCACAGGCCAAGAAAGCCAUGUCCUGCCACCGCAGCCAGCUGCUCUGGUUCCGCCGCCUCUACGUGCUCUUCUCCAGGUACAUGAGAAUCAACUCUCUGCACUUCCUCUGAAGCCUUGAAGAGCUUUCGGGUCCGCAGAAGAAAGGGAGAAGAACGAGCCCAGGAAGCCCGGCGCCUGGCCGUGAGCUGGCUCGCCUCCCCGGGGCCGAGGCAGACAGAGCUCUGCUCAUCCAUGCCGUGAGCCUCUAACAUAUGGGGGUGGGGGGGUGCGUGCUGGCCAACGGGUUGUCCAAGCUUGAGCUUCUUCGUCUGGGGGAAAAAAAAACCUACAGCAGCCCAAACCAAACAAACCCAAGGGUAAUAAUAGCCACCCUGCUAGAUCCUCAAGUUCUCGUGAAAAACAGGUUAUGUAAGGGCACAAUGUAUGUCAAACACAUAGCACAGAGCCUGCUAGGAUUACAAAUGAAGGCAAAAGUGUGCUGACAUCAUCGCUUUACAGAGGCCAUGAUGCAGUAUUUUUACAUCGUUUCCAAAGCAGCCUUGCCAAACACACACACGCGCGUACACACACACACACACACACACACACACACAC